This is a messenger RNA of Equus quagga, 7765 nucleotides long. It is a transcript of the gene ARHGAP26, whose product is annotated as Rho GTPase activating protein 26. The transcript has 23 exons. Gene Ontology annotation, cellular component: cytoplasm. NCBI's taxonomy places the organism in Eukaryota, Metazoa, Chordata, Mammalia, Perissodactyla, Equidae. Gene Ontology annotation, molecular function: GTPase activator activity; protein binding. The record is from RefSeq and is a predicted model, not a curated record. Bases 366 to 2813 code for a protein of 815 amino acids. Gene Ontology annotation, biological process: signal transduction.
GGCUGCUGUGAGAGGGCGCUCGAGACUGCUGGAGAGCGAACCAGCGAAGGAGGCGGGGAGGCGGCGGCCGCGCUCGCUCGCCUGCUCGUUCGCUUCCCGGCGCCGCUGCGGGUCGGCCGCUGCGCUUCUGACUGGCCUGCCGCUCCGUUGCGCGCCGCCAGAGCAGCCGCCCAACAGCCGGGUCCCGGCUGGGUUCGGAGUCUUGCGCGCCCGCGGACUCUGAGCGGAGGGCGAGUCCGCGCCACACCUGUGGAGCCGGCGGCCGUCGGGGGUGCCGGCCGAGGUCCCGCCGCGUGCGUGCUCGGGGCUGCAGGCCGGCCGGGCCCCGGGCGAGGCGCGCCCCCCAGCUGGGCGCCGCGGGCACCAUGGGGCUCCCCGCUCUCGAAUUCAGCGACUGCUGCCUCGACAGCCCGCACUUCCGAGAGACGCUCAAGUCGCACGAAGCGGAGCUGGACAAGACCAACAAAUUCAUCAAGGAGCUCAUCAAGGACGGGAAGUCACUCAUCAGCGCUCUCAAGAAUUUGUCUUCAGCAAAGCGGAAAUUCGCAGAUUCCUUAAAUGAAUUUAAAUUUCAGUGCAUAGGAGAUGCGGAAACAGAUGAUGAAAUGUGUAUAGCCAGGUCUUUGCAGGAGUUUGCCACUGUCCUCAGGAAUCUUGAAGAUGAACGGAUACGGAUGAUUGAGAAUGCCAGUGAGGUGCUCAUCACCCCCUUGGAGAAGUUUCGAAAGGAGCAGAUUGGGGCUGCCAAGGAAGCCAAAAAGAAGUAUGACAAGGAGACAGAGAAGUAUUGUGGCAUCUUAGAAAAACACUUGAAUUUGUCUUCCAAAAAGAAAGAAUCUCAGCUUCAGGAGGCAGACAGCCAAGUGGACCUGGUUCGGCAGCAUUUCUAUGAAGUAUCCCUGGAGUAUGUCUUCAAGGUGCAGGAAGUCCAAGAGAGGAAGAUGUUUGAGUUUGUGGAACCUCUACUGGCAUUCUUGCAAGGACUCUUCACUUUCUAUCACCACGGUUAUGAACUGGCCAAGGAUUUUGGCGACUUCAAGACACAGCUGACCAUUAGCAUACAGAACACACGAAAUCGCUUUGAAGGCACCAGGUCAGAAGUGGAAUCACUGAUGAAAAAGAUGAAGGAGAAUCCCCUCGAGCAUAAGACCAUCAGUCCCUACACCAUGGAAGGGUACCUCUACGUUCAGGAGAAACGUCACUUUGGAACCUCUUGGGUGAAGCACUACUGUACGUAUCAACGAGAUUCCAAACAAAUCACCAUGGUACCAUUUGACCAAAAGUCAGGAGGAAAGGGGGGAGAAGAUGAAUCAGUCACCCUGAAAUCCUGCACACGGCGGAAAACAGACUCUAUUGAGAAGAGGUUUUGCUUUGACGUAGAAGCAGUAGACAGGCCAGGGGUUAUCACCAUGCAGGCAUUGUCAGAAGAGGACCGGAGGCUCUGGAUGGAAGCCAUGGAUGGUCGGGAACCUGUCUACAACUCGAACAAAGACAGUCAAAGCGAAGGGACUGCACAGUUGGACAGCAUUGGCUUCAGCAUAAUCAGGAAAUGCAUCCACGCCGUGGAAACCAGAGGGAUCAAUGAGCAAGGCCUCUACCGGAUUGUGGGGGUCAAUUCCAGAGUGCAGAAGCUGCUGAGUGUGCUGAUGGACCCCAAAACAGCUUCUGAAACAGAAACGGAUAUCUGUGCCGAAUGGGAGAUAAAGACCAUCACGAGUGCUUUGAAGACCUACCUAAGAAUGCUUCCAGGACCACUCAUGAUGUACCAGUUUCAAAGAAGUUUCAUCAAAGCUGCAAAGCUGGAGAACCAGGAAUCUCGGGUCUCUGAAAUCCACAGCCUUGUUCAUCGGCUCCCAGAGAAAAAUAGGCAGAUGUUACAGCUGCUAAUGAACCACUUGGCAAAUGUUGCUAACAACCAUAAGCAGAAUUUGAUGACAGUGGCAAACCUUGGCGUGGUGUUUGGACCCACCCUGCUGCGACCUCAGGAAGAAACAGUAGCAGCCAUCAUGGAUAUCAAAUUUCAGAACAUUGUCAUUGAGAUCCUAAUAGAAAAUCAUGAAAAGAUAUUUAACACCGUGCCUGAUACGCCUCUCACCAAUGCCCAGCUGCACCUAUCUCGGAAGAAGAGCAGUGACUCCAAGCCCCCGUCCUGCAGCGAGAGGCCCCUGACGCUCUUCCACGCCGUGCAGUCCACAGAAAAACAGGAACAAAGAAACAGCAUCAUCAACUCCAGUUUAGAAUCUGUCGUCUCAUCAAAUGCAAACAGCAUCCUCAAUUCCAGCAGCAGUUUACAGCCCAACAUGAACUCCAGUGACCCGGACCUGGAUGUGCUCAAACCCACCCGGCCCAACUCACUCCCCCCGAAUCCAAGCCCAACUUCACCCCUCUCGCCAUCUUGGCCCAUGUUCUCGGCGCCAUCCAGCCCUAUGCCCACCUCAUCCACGUCCAGCGACUCAUCCCCCAUCAGGUCUGUUGCAGGGUUUGUUUGGUUUUCUGUUGCUGCCGUUGUUCUCUCAUUGGCUUGGUCCUCUUUUCAUGCAGUGUUCAGCCUCCUCGUCAACUUUGUUCCCUGCCAUCCAAACCUGCACUUGCUUUUUGACAGGCCAGAAGAACUGGUUCGUGAAGACUCCAGCACACCGUUCCGGAAGGCGAAAGCCUUGUAUGCCUGCAAAGCUGAACAUGACUCGGAACUCUCAUUCACAGCAGGCACGGUCUUCGAUAAUGUGCAUCCAUCUCAGGAGCCUGGCUGGUUGGAGGGGACUCUAAACGGAAAGACUGGACUCAUCCCUGAGAACUACGUGGAGUUCCUCUAACCGUGGGCCCCAUCAGAGCUGCUGAGCUUUCCGGGGUAUCCAUGACAACUGCUGAGUCCAGAGUUGUAGGCCAUUUCUCUUUGCCACUGAGAAAUGCAGGGUGACUGACUCUGCUGCUACCUGUCAACAUGAAUGUUUCUGUGAACUCUGGUGUCAGCCAUCCCCAUGAUCAUCUCAGCUGAUGUGUGGUGGCACUACAAGAAACAGAAGUAAAUCAGCAGUGGAGGCCAUUUGAUUUUGAUUAACCGAGAGAAAGGCUUGCAAAGCCAUUUCUCUCAUUUAGCACCCAAAUAGGGAGGGCUCAUUUUGUUUCAACAGUCAUCCAAACCCCCAACCUUCUGAAAAAGGAAGGAAGUAAGAUAUAAGUAGUUUCCAAGAGCCUGCAGUGUAGCUGAGUCGGACAGGCCUGGGCAGGGGCUCCGAGAUCCAGGCUGCGUCCAUUGCUUUUGUUUACAGUAGACACUCUCUCGACCCCACCUCUGAAGACUUGAGACCCACAAUGCUACAGGCAGCUGGGUCUGUUUGUUUGCAUGCAGGAUGGAGAGGGGUUACGGCUCCGUUUACAGAAGACCCAAUCUCUCACCAUCUCUAAAGCAGCCGUUGGCCCAGCGUCAGCAGAAUUCAGUCCAGUCCUAUCAUGCAAGGGAACACACACACCCCAUGUUCCCCCCUCCCGAGCUAGGCACUUCUCUGCCACUGAGGGCUGCCAUCACCUUGUAACCACAGCAACCCAGCCUACUCUAAAACCAAACCAAAAAAAUAACACACUCUCUUUGCAUGACAUAUUUUUUUCUCCCCCCAUUUUGGUAGUUUUCUGAAUGGUGUUCCAACAACCUGAAGCAGAAGAUCAAGGAAUCAGAAUGGUCUACUCGGGGCAGACAGAAUAGCAGCUGGGAACUGCUCCCUUUCUGAUGAAUUUCAGCAGCAUCAGGAUAUAUUUGGAGCCAACUCUAGUAACCUCUUGAGAUUAAAUGAAACAGGCUCAGUAUUUCUGUUCUUCCAUGCAACUAGUGUUUGCUUUCUAGAGGGCAAUGUGCUGGCCCCCAACGGGUGACACCCUCCCUUUGACUCAUUCCCUCAUGACCUCCUGAUCACCUGUCCCUCCCCCGGCCCUUCCUCCUCCAGCCCAUCACUGACCAGCCCCCGGGCAGUUCCCUGGGCUGCUGAGCACUGGUGCCCUGGCAGUUUUCAGGGAAGAUUCCUGGGCUAACCCUAUGACCUGUAGUUUAACAGGACACGUAUGUCCACUGCCACUCAGAAAAAGGGAAUUGUUUCUCAGGCUUUUGAGGCAUGAGACUAAUGUCAUAAGCCAUUGUGAUUCAGGAGGACACCAAAAGGUUGGGGCGUGGGAGGUGGGAUGGGUACCUUCUAAAAGAAUUUCCUGGUCCAGAAGCGGCUAGGUCUUGUGGAAGACUGCCUUGGGUGGGAAGUUCGGCCUGGACAUUUCAGAUACACUUGGCCUCCAAAGAACAGAGUCCCCAAUAUCUUCCACAUUUGAAUGUCCUCACAGGAGUGACUCUGGGCAGACAAACUCCAAACUGAUGGACUGUCAAGCUCCCCAGGAGCCCCUCGGGAUGGCAGCGUUGCUCCAGAGUGUUUCCUGCUUCUGGAAUUCCUCUUUAGGGAAGUUUAAAGAAGAAAAGAAAAACUUGAAUUGUGUUGAAUUACUGUAUCUUUUACUUUUUUUUUGAAAAGAUAAACUUGUAAAUAGAGUGAUUUGAAAUCCUAUAUGGCAAAGUUUUAUAUUUGAUAUUGUUUAAGCUAGUUGUUCCACACAUUUAAGCUUUGAUUGCUGAGCAAGUGUGAAUAAGAGGGAGAGAGAGGAGGCAAGGUUGGAGAGAGUCAAGGUCGUCUCUUCUCUGGCCUUGAAGAAGGAGAAGAUCUCUCUGCCUACACUCUGCUGGCUCUUGUUGGUGGGCAUGCCACAUCGAUGGUGUUCAGUCUUCUUUAUCCAGAUGUGUGUUUGAGCAUUUCUUGAGCUUUGGAUUUGGAGAUGGAAAGAGCAUCUUCAGGCAAUGAAUUUUUUGAAGAACUCCUACUCAGUAGUAAGAUGAAGCUCAGGAUUUAAAUAGGCAGGGCCAAGCGUUAGAGUUUUUUUCAUUUUUCUUCUCAGGUGUAUUUCUUGGUACCCCAAGAUAUCAGGACAAAAGGAGAUGGGAUAAUUGUGUGCUCCUUAUAUCUAACUCUCCUGCACAUCUUCUUAGGCUUUAUAAAUGAGGCCAAGCUAGCUUGCAAAUAUUGUGUGUGUCUAAGUUCUAAGAAAAACUGGCUUCUUACCAUCUUCAGUUCUCAAUAUGCUGCUGCCUCCCCUUUCCCUUCACAUGUUUGUGCCCUUCCUGUCAUCUCAGAUUUCCCAGUACCCCAAAGAGGGAUGGAGAUUGUGCUGUUAUAACUUUAUAGAUGGUUUUAAAGUUAAUAGGAGUUGUCGUUGUAAUUCAGUUCGUCAGCUCGAGGAUUACACAGCUCUUAUCCAGGAGCUCACCCUUCAGCAAGCAAGACACUACCACUGAAUCAGGGAACAAGGAUUAAGACUGGACAAGAACAAGACAGGACUCAGGAGAGUUGUCAUUGAAAACCCAAGAAGGGAGCAUCCAGACAGGCUAUACCUACUCCCGCGGACUUUCAACAGCUUGGGGUCCUGUUCAAAGGGGCCUGAGGGGACAAGCACACUCUCUACUACUGUGCUUCCCAAAUAGAAAGUUUGCAGCUUAAUGUUGUUAACACAUUUGAUGUUUUAAAUUGUCACCUGCCCUGUUGGAACAUUAACUAGAGCUGCCGUGGAGGGGCAGAAGGCCCCUGGCUUUGGGAGUUCCUCGCUGAAGCAUACCUGUGGACGCUUGCCCCCAACUUGACCACUUGGAAACAUGUCCCUCCCUCCCUCAGUUGGCGCUGAUUUGCAGCCAGAGGGAAAUGGAGCUGUUGCCAAUGGGAAUUUUUAGGCAGACCCCUUCUCAGCCUCCCUGUGGCCAUGCUGGGCCUGUGACAGAUGGCUGCUCUGUUUCCUUUCCCCAGCCAGGCUCACCUCCUCCCCAUUUGCUACAGAACUGGAGAAACUGUUCAGAAUAUGAGCCAACAAAUAGGAAGGAAUUUGAAGACUAAAAAGCAAUUUUACCAUCUCCACCCCUGACUCUGCUUGAAUAGAGAGUUUUAGUGCAGAUUAGAAGAGUGAACUGGGAAUAAGGAAGACUAUUGACCAAGAUCCCUGAGCCUUCCCAGGAGCCUCAUGUUUCUUUUGUGAGGCCCUGGGGUCAGUUUGGCAUACAGAGCCUGAAUCUUUUUUGGGUAUUCAGAUCGAUCUCUCACUCCUCCUCCAGGUACUCACAGAAUUCCAUAGCUACAGAAUGACAUGCCACGAGACGAUAACUAGUCUCAAAUCUCUGCCCCAAGACAAGUCAAUUCAACUUGCUCAAGACUGAUAAUAUUCUCUUGUGUUUUCAGAAGUAAACAUAUAGGGUUGGACCCUGUACAGCACGCCUUCCUUGGUAUCCUAUCAGCGGAGCCAGUUUCUAGCUUAGUGUUUUAGUAUUUCCACAGCCAAUAUGUGUUUUCUUCUGUCAGACCAAACUGUCUUUUUCAGUAUAAUUCCAGUUUAUCCCUCUGGCUGAGUGCUUUUUGUACAGAGAGGCAAAGAGAGAGAGAAAAUGAACAAUCAAGUAUUGGCAGACUGGACAAGCAUUAGCAGGAGAGAGCCAUACCUGUAGCUCAAAGGGAAGUCCUCCUGUCAACUGAGUUUGUAUCUCUUGAAAGUCACCAAAAGCUCUGUCUUGACUACAGAGGCUCUAAAAGCCUUCAUGACCAAGGGUUAGGGAGACAGAAAUAAUUGGCUAAAGAUAACGUGAUCAACUCCUCACGGCUAUCUGUUGGCACCUUUCAUCCUCUGGCUUCUGUUUCCAAAAGUAAGUCUGGUCUACCCAUUUUUAUAGACACAGGACUUCCGGGUACAACAGUGGCCAACAUGGCACCCAGUUUUCCCUAGUACUGAAUGUUUUAUGAGCAACUGUAUUACCCAAGUAGGUAGCCAGCAUUGAAGAAACCAAACAGCCUCUUUGCUACCUGACUUUAAAAGGAAUGUCCUAGGUGUUCUGUCUCAGGAGUUAUCUAUCAUCUCUUGCAAACUUGACAGUAAUCAAUUAUCUAGACAACCCUGCCCCACAUCUCUUUUAAGUCAACCAAGUGUCCUCUCACACAUCCUGUGCUGGUGUUUAAAAAAUUUGUCUUGUGCUCAAAUGUGUUUGGCAGCCACGCUGUCUGCUGGGUGCUGAACCAUUUCUCUGCAAUUGUAGCAUCAAAAUGACAACAGCAGCAGAGCAAUGAACCUUGCACGAGCCUACAGCAUGUCUGAGACAAGACUCCAACAAGUAACAAUUAGCUUUUUCCUUUCGCCGCCUUCAGUACUUGUCUAACUAAAGAGCUUCCCAAAGCAGGGAGAGAGGCCAUAUAGAUUCCAAACAUCAUUUGCAGCCAGCCCUUGCUGAAAUGUGGUCUUCCAAUGGGAGCACUUGUAUUCUUGGGAGAAGUAUUGAAUGUAAAGUAAUGCUAGGAGCAGAGAGAGAGAAAGGUGAACCAUCCUGAAGAACUUUGGAGUUUUUCUUAAGAGGAAUCAAUGUAGUUCUUAAUAGGGGGGAAAAUCUAUCACAGAAAAAGUUCACAACUGAUAUUUUCACAAAAGUUUUCUAGGAUACUACAAGAUGGAGACAUCUUUCAAGGUGGAAUGCUUUAGGAAGCAAAGGCUUGGUGCAAUCCUAGAUCCAUGUGAGAGUAGUAAUUACUGUUAUGACAAAAUUCUCUUUAGUGUAGUCAGUGAGAACCAGAGUUUUGAUAAUCAAAACAUCAGAAUUACCUGGAGAGGGGCUGGCCCAGUGGUGCAGUGGUUAAGUGCGCACGUUCCGUUUCAGCUGCCUGGGGUUCACCAGUUCGGAUCCCGGGUGCAGACAUGGCACUGCUUGGCAAGC